AUGACAGCUUGGUGUGCUGGACUCAUGACCAUUGCGCUUGUGACCACUGGCAGCAUUGUGACAGGUCCUAAACAGUCCCUGCAAAGGAUCCCACGGGAUGACGAUAGUGGCGAGGCUUCAACCACAUCAGCCAAUCUGUGUCCCUGCACUCAGGGCUGCUGUGACAACCAUUGGUUCCAGUACAAAGAUGCUUGUUUCCUGCCAGUUUCCCAACCCCAGAUAUGGAGGCAGGCUGAGAAAAACUGCAAGGAGGAGUACGAUGCCCAUCUAGCCUCCGUUCACAGCCAGGAGGAAAACAACUUCAUCUUCUACCUGAUGGGGCAACAAGAGGAAUAUUGGCUUGGAGCUUGGAGAACUGAGAUCAUUCAUGCCAUCUACACCUUUACAUAUAUGACGUAG
Messenger RNA from Hemicordylus capensis (graceful crag lizard), 399 nucleotides. RefSeq names its product C-type lectin domain family 10 member A-like. The transcript is spliced from 5 exons. NCBI's taxonomy places the organism in Eukaryota, Metazoa, Chordata, Lepidosauria, Squamata, Cordylidae. Gene Ontology annotation, molecular function: signaling receptor activity. The record is from RefSeq and is a predicted model, not a curated record. Bases 1 to 399 code for a protein of 132 amino acids.